GACGGGAAAGAAAAUGAAGAAAACUGCAGCUCAGGUCGUCUUAACGGCUUCGGUAUUGGAUUACAAGGCGUUUUACGUCGCCCUCAAUCGCAGGCGAAGCAGCGAUGAAAGUGCAUCCAAUGGAAACGAGAACUGGUGGGUUGAGCACUAUAGAGAUGGAUGGAUGGAAGAGAGAAAGAUUGAUGGGAACAGGUUUUCGACGGGUGAAGACCGAUGAGAGUGUGUGAGUGCGGAGAUGGCGAAGCAGAGGACGAGCGAAAGAAGACGAGCAGCCGAAGAAGUUAGCACUCGAAUGUUUGUUUUAGAGGAAACCAGUUGUCGAGCGAACUUGGAAGUGGGUGGACGUGUGAACCGCAGACGCGUAGAUCGUGAAAAUUGAUUUUUUGUUCUGUUCCACAAGCGCUGAUUGAGAGAAUAGUCGAGCCAGUUGAAAUUUCUGACGUGACGUGAGAAGGAGUGGUGGCGAAGUUGUUCAGAGGCGAAGAAAACGGCACUAUGAAUAGACGAGUUCUGGAAGGGUAUAUGAAGUUUUUCUGACGAAGUGUUUGGAAGGAAAGUUCAACGAAAACAUUGCGUGACUUGUGAAGCGAAGCCCCAAAAGUGAAGGUAUUGAGUGGGAAAGUGGAGAGUAGUGGCUUCGCAGAAGGAUUACACUGUGGAACUUGAGUUUUAAUAGCGAAUUUAAACAAGUGAUUAUUGUGUUCAGAGCAAAAGGAAAAGACUAAGCCCGAGUAAUCAUGACAGAGCUAAUGGAUUUAAGAAUGCAUCACCACUUAGCACUCCAGACGGAGAUCUAUCGGCAGCGGAUGCUACAAGGAUUACCAGAUCCCUAUCCGACGAUGUUACCGGUGCCAGCACCAAGACCCCUGAUGUUGCCUCCAAGGUUCCCGUUGCCUUCGGAGGUUGACAUUAAGCUCCAGAACAAAGAACUCUGGAGUCAAUUCCAUCGUAUCGGAACCGAGAUGAUCAUCACCAAAAGCGGAAGACGGAUGUUUCCCUCGAUGCGCCUGUCGAUUAACGGCCUUGAAGCGGACGAAAACUACUGCGUGCUGAUUGAGAUGAUCCCCAUCAGCGAUUGCCGCUUCAAGUUCAGUGGCUCCCAGUGGGUCCCGGCCGGUGGCGCCGAACCGCAGAGUCCCCAACGGAUGUACCUGCAUCCGGACAGUCCGGCCCUUGGAUCGCACUGGACGUCCCAACCCGUGGUCUUCAACAAGGUCAAGCUCACCAACAACACGCUGGACAGCAACGGACAUAUUGUCCUCACCAGUAUGCACAAGUACCAGCCCCGAAUCCACAUCAUCAAAACGUCGGAUCCUUCGCAAAUCCCGUGGUCACCACAGUCGGCAUUUACCUUCCCGGAGACCGAAUUCGUCGCCGUUACUGCUUAUCAGAAUGAUCGUAUCACCAAGUUGAAGAUCGACCACAACCCCUUCGCGAAGGGAUUCCGAGAAACCGGUCAGUCACGCUGCAAGCGGAAAGCCGGCCUCAUGAGCAGCUCCCGCUCGAUCGAAGACUCCGAAGAAUCCGGCGGCGAAUGCGGACCCGAACCCAAGCGCCAACGAACGGACAGUGCUUCGCUGGAUGACAGUGACAUCUCCGUGAGUGACAGUUCCAGCAGUGGCACCAGCUCCCCAGUCAACGUUGACGAUCUGCACCAUCGAAGUCCUUGCCCAACGCACGAAGACUUCCUUCGAGCUCCGCAUCCCUACCAGCAGAUGCUGAACCCUGCCAUGGCUGCUGCUGCCGGCUGGAUGGAUCUCAUGCUACCGUACUUCCAGCAACCUCAUCAUCCAAUUUCUCCCGCCCAUCAUCCUCUGCAUCAUCUAAAACGCGACUUCAACGUCCUGCCAUCCCUUCAAGUUUCCCACAAAUCCCUCGAGCGAACCGUCGAAUCCACCAGCAAGAAACUCGGUUUCAGCAUAUCCGCGAUCCUGGGCUACGACCGGUAAACCGUCCCAUAGCACCCUCGCGCUCGUAAAAGGUGUUAAUCACUCCACGGCACCCAGGCGCGAACCGCGAGGGGAUUUAGGGGGGACGCCAACCCAAGAGACUGAGUACACCGUACGUCGAGGAAGUCACAAGAAAGCAAAUCACAAAACUCAAAGCAAAAUGAAAGAAUAAAAAAACGGGUGUAAAUUAGUUCCUCACACAUUCACACCUGGAUGCGAUCUGGCAUGCGCUUGUUGAGCCGUCGCCAUAUCUCCGUCGGGUGUGUUGCAGUUCGCCAGAAUGGAGGCAUUUAAAUCCCUCCGGACGCGGUGUCGUCGGGACCGAGAGUCCCAGCGAUGGCUGAGCAAACACCGCAAUCCGGCGGAACAAUACGCGCUCCGGACCGACCGGUAUUUCGAAGGGGACACAACGUGGAAGAAUAAUCCCGUUCAGAAGUGGCAGUGGUUGGCCAUAGCCAAGAAUCGGUGCCAUUGUAGCGCUCGACGACUGACUGCAGUCAGCAUCUCGAGUUGGUGAUGAAUGUGUACUUUUCUGUUUCCAUCUCUCUCUGUCUCGCUUCUGCUCUGUGAGCUCGUUUCUCUGUUUAUGUAGCGUGUGCAAUUACGACGAGCGAGGACAAACACAGAACAUGGAAAAUAUGCUCGAAGAUUAGAAAGGUUUUCCCAAAAAGUGUGCAAGAUGAAUAGUUUUUAGGAUUUUUUUUCUCUCUCGUAUAGAAUUGCUGGCGAAUACCAUAAUUGUUAAUUAUUUGUAGAAAUGAGAACAAAACUGAAAGUCAAGUGAGCAUUGCUUAUCAUAGGUAGAUGUGUUUGUAUAUAGUUCAAAGCUGAACAAGAAAACAGAACGUAUGUUUCUUUUGUAAAAUCUGAAACUUAGAAAAUAAUCGCAUUAAGCUUUAUUGUAAAGAGAAAAUCACCUCAAAGAAAACAGUAAGAUUGUAGGAUUUAUUGUUCGUUAUUGUAACAACCGAAGACAAAGAGACUGUAAUUUAAAUAAACAUUUAUGAAUUCGA
This is a messenger RNA of Aedes aegypti (yellow fever mosquito), 2962 nucleotides long. Its product is annotated as T-box transcription factor TBX6. Gene Ontology annotation, biological process: cell fate specification; heart development; regulation of transcription by RNA polymerase II. Bases 738 to 1949 code for a protein of 403 amino acids. The record is from RefSeq and is a predicted model, not a curated record. Lineage: Eukaryota; Metazoa; Arthropoda; Insecta; Diptera; Culicidae. The transcript has 5 exons. Gene Ontology annotation, molecular function: DNA-binding transcription factor activity, RNA polymerase II-specific; RNA polymerase II cis-regulatory region sequence-specific DNA binding. Gene Ontology annotation, cellular component: nucleus.